AUAGACGACUUGCAGAAUAGUGAAGAGAGGUAGACAUGGGAGGAGAGAUGGAGAUGAGAGCCCAGGAAGACAUAGACAUGGGAGAGGACAUAAUAUCCCCAAUCCCACCCCUCGCCUUCUCCCUUCACGACUCUUUCCUCUCCACUCACUGCUCCGCCUGUUUUCGCCCUCUUACUGAUAAUAACAAUAACAAUAAUAAUAAUAAUAAUACUCUUCUUCUUCUUCGCUCCUCUCCCUCUCCUUCCCCUCCUCUUCUCCCCGCCAAUUUUACCAAUCUCUCUUCCUCCUCCUCCUCCUAUGUUCUCUACUGCUCCCCACAGUGCUCCGCCACCGACUCUGAUCUACACGUGUCGAGCGGAGAGUACCACCUCCUCCACCUCUUCCAAUCGGAGCCCACCAACUGGACUGACGACACCUCCGACCUCCGCACCUCUCUACGCCUCCUCCUCUGCUUCGAGAGGCUAGGGCUCCUCUCCCGCCACCAAAACCACCAUUACCAACCUAACAGGAUCCCUAGCAGAAUCGCUGGUUUGAUCAGUAAUCGCGAUCGAGUGGAAGGUGGCGACCCCCAUUCCGACGAUAUGUUCGCAAAGAUCCGCCAAGGCGCAAGGUUGAUGUCUCUUGCCCGAAGAACGCGAGACCACCCACCCUCCACUCCCACUUCCACUGCGAGGGUACAGGAACAUGAACAUGAACACGAACUUGAGGAGUUUGUUCUGUGCCAGGUGCUAAUGAAUGCCGUGGAGGUGCAGGUUAAAGAGGGUCGCUCCCUCGGUGUAGCAGUCUACGGACCGGGUUUCUCCUGGAUCAAUCACAGCUGCUCUCCUAACGCCUGUUAUCGUUUCCUCCCAGCUGGGUCCGAGAUGCAGGCUUGCGGUGAGUCAGGGUCUCGCAUUGUCCCCAGUGGUGAUGAAGCUCUUUUGAAGACAUGGGUUUGUGAUGAGAGCAAAUUCAGCCUAGGAUGGUGUGGAUAUGGCCCGAGAAUUGUUGCGAGGAGCAUCAAACCAAUCAAGAAAGGAGAGGAAGUGUUCGUGACAUACACUGACUUGUUGCAGCCUAAGGCAAUGAGGCAUGUGGAGUUGUGGUUGAGGUAUCGGUUUAUUUGCAACUGUAGGAGAUGUAGUGCAUCACCAAAUGCAUAUGUGGAUUGUAUUUUGCAAGAUAAUGUUCAUAUCAACCAUGGGGCUACCAACUCAAUUUCAGAAAAUGGCUUCUGCAGUGAUGAGGCAUACGAAGAUCUCAGUGAUUUUGUGGAUGAAGCUAUAAGUGAAUAUCUGUCAGUUGGGGACCCUGAAUCUUUGUGUGAUAAGCUGGAGAGGAUGCUCAUCGAAAAUCUGCAGAGUGGGCAUUUGCAACCAAAGGGGCUUCCAAAUUUGAAGUUGCAUCCCCUUCAUUAUCUCUCUCUGAAUGCCAAUAUCAGUCUGGUAUCUGCUUAUAAGGUACGAGCAGGUCACUUACUGACUCUCCAUUCAGAAAUGGGCAAUCAUCAGUUGGAAGCUUUUGACAUGAGCAGGACCAGUGCAGCAUAUUGUCUGUUGCUUGCAGGGGUAACCCAGCACUUGUUCCUCUCUGAAACUUCCUUGAUUGCAACAGCUGCUAAUAUCUGGAUUGAUGCUGGAGAGUCCUUGUUGAGUCUCUCUAGAAGCUCAAGUUGGAGUUUAAUCAAUGAACAGUCCCUGCCUCAUUCAGAUCUUCAAUCAUCCCUUCACAGUAGAUGCAGCAGGUGCAAAUGGAUGGACAAAUUGGAAAUAAUUUCAGCUUACCCUUUGUCUCCUAGUAUCUCCAGACAGGCAGAGUUUGAAGAGUUAUCUGAAUGGUUUCUUGAUUGUGUCUCAAGGUUUUCACCACGGGUUUGGCCUUUCUUGGUUCAUGGACAUCCUUUCCUUAGACAUUUUAUUGAUCCUGUUGAUUUUGAAUGGCUUGGAAUGCCUAGAACUUCCACACUCGGGGAUUAUCGACCUCGUAUAGGUGCCACUGAUGUCCGUCUUGAUUAUGGGGAUGAACGAAGUUGUGGUGCCUGUACAUGUGAAGGGGAGUGCACUGAUGGAGAAAGGUCAGAUAUCUUUCAUUUUGGUGCUCAUUGUUUACUCUAUGGAGGGUAUCUAUCUAGUAUUUGUUAUGGUUAUCAUGGCUCUUUGACUCGCUAUGCUAGAAAUGUACUUUGUGGAGAAAAUGUGACUUGGUAACUAUUUUCAAUCAAG
Telopea speciosissima is the source of this 2201-nucleotide messenger RNA. Its product is annotated as protein SET DOMAIN GROUP 41. The transcript has 5 exons. The coding region runs from base 36 to 2186 and encodes 716 amino acids. The record is from RefSeq and is a predicted model, not a curated record. Gene Ontology annotation, molecular function: protein binding. NCBI's taxonomy places the organism in Eukaryota, Viridiplantae, Streptophyta, Magnoliopsida, Proteales, Proteaceae.